Strongylus vulgaris is the source of this 423-nucleotide messenger RNA. The record is from the annotation of a GenBank genome assembly. Lineage: Eukaryota; Metazoa; Nematoda; Chromadorea; Rhabditida; Strongylidae.
AUGCGUACGACAAAUCCAACACCUCCAGCUUCCCGUGAUGGAACCUUUUCACCACGAAUUACGAGUGUGCCAUCACCAGCUGCCUCACGUCCCUCUUCCUGGACUUUGUUUAUCGAUCGGUUUGGUGGAGGCUGUCCUGGCGUUGUAGGUGCAGAGCAUGAGACAGUCUCUAGCGCGAGUCGUCAACGUGUCUUUUUGGUCCGAAAUCCAUGGCGUCCUGCACAACUUGACACUGGUCUUGAUGAUCCGACGGCGAAAUUUUUCGAAGAUGCUAUGCGCGAGCGUGAUUCCAUGCAACUCUUUGGCGCAUACAUGGGAGAGAAGAAUGCUUGGCGGAGUAAAUUUAUUCCUUGGCUGCACAGUAUGAAUCUUGUUGAUGAAUCAGCAUUGGCUGAUAUUCGGUUACUAGUUCAUAAGGUGUAA